Lampris incognitus (smalleye Pacific opah) is the source of this 2671-nucleotide messenger RNA. RefSeq names its product KH domain containing 4, pre-mRNA splicing factor (gene khdc4). Gene Ontology annotation, cellular component: nucleus. The record is from RefSeq and is a predicted model, not a curated record. Lineage: Eukaryota; Metazoa; Chordata; Actinopteri; Lampriformes; Lampridae. The transcript has 14 exons. Bases 113 to 1921 code for a protein of 602 amino acids. Gene Ontology annotation, molecular function: RNA binding.
GCCAGCUGCACGGUCAGUCGGACGAGCCGUUCGCAGAAGUCGGGGGGGGGCAAGUCGGCGUCUCUAAGCUGGGUUUUUGCGCGGAGAAAUAACGCCACAGGACAGGAGGUUGAUGUCAUUCGGGGGAACCCAGAACGGCGGCCGCCGCAGCAAAUGGGACCAGCCGGGUCCAGGGUCUGGUAUUCGUGGGAUGGGGGAGGCUGAAACCGCUCCUACUGGGGCGCUUGAUGCAGCGGCUGCUGUCGCUGCCAAGAUCAAUGCUAUGUUAGUAGCCAAGGGCAAACUCAAACCCUCACAGAUUGGCACUCCCGGGCCCCCUGAUAAGUUUUUGGGUGUUGGAAAACCACAAUUACCGACAAAGUCCAAGGAUGAUCUGGUGGUAGCUGAGGUAGAAAUUAACGAUGUUCCGCUCACCUGUAGGAAUCUCUUGACACGUGGACAAACACAGGAUGAGAUAAGUAGAAUAAGUGGCGCUGCAGUUUCCACUAGAGGGCGAUACAUGACAACAGACGAGAAGGGCAAAGCUCUGCCAGGGGAUCGACCUCUCUACCUACAUGUCCAAGGCCAGACUAGGGAGCUUGUCGACAGAGCGGUCAACAGAAUAAAGGAGAUUAUCACCAAUGGGGUGGUGAAGGCUGCAACUGCCUCCUCCUCCUCCUCUUCCUCCUCCUCCUUCUCCCACAGUGGUGCCACAGUCACAAUUUACCAACAGCACAACCCACCUCCACCCUCCCUGCCCCCCAUGUCACACCACAAACCGCACUUUCAAUCUGGGAUGCAUUAUGUCCAGGACAAACUGUUUGUUGGCCUGGAGCACGCGAUCCAGGGUUUUGUGGUUAAAGAACGGGUGGAGGGCCCUGGUUGUACCUACCUCCAGCACAUCCAGACCGAGACCGGGGCCAAGGUGUUCCUCCGAGGGAAGGGAUCAGGGUGUCUCGAACCCGCCUCUGGACGAGAGGCCUUCGAGCCAAUGUACAUUUACAUUAGUCAUCCGAAACCAGAGGGCCUCGCAGCAGCAAAAAUCUUGUGUGAAAACCUGCUGCAGACGGUACAUGCAGAGUACUCUCGCUUCCUCAACCAAAUGAGUUCUGUGAUGCCAACGCAAGGAUUCAUACAGCCACCAGUGGUGAACGGGGUGCCCCCCCAGCCUCCUUACUACCCACCAUCCGCAUAUCAGCCAGGCUAUCCUGUGCCUGUUCCACCACCUCAACCCCAACCUGUCCCUCCUGCAUAUACUGUCCCCCCUCCCAUACCUCCUGGGGCACCGACAGGUGUUCCCCCCCAGUAUCCCCUACCUCCCGCCCCCACCCUAGCCCCUGCUCCUGUCCCCACCACUUUACCCCAGACUCUUCCUCCCGUCCCCUUCCCUCCAUCUGCUCCAGUGCCACCCAAAGUGCCGCCGUCCAUCGCCUCAGCCAAUCUGCCCCAGAAGAGACGCUUCACAGAGGAGGUGCCGGAUGAGAGAGACAGUGGCCUCCUGGGAUACCAGCAUGGACCCAUUCAUAUGACUAAUUUAGGUGCAGGCUUCCCAGUGGGCAGCCCCGAGACAACAGGACCCCCGCAACAGAGUUCCUCCGGCCUGCCGAGUGAGAGGAACAGUAGGCAGCUAAUGCCUCCAUCAGUCAUGUCUAUGAACGGAGGAGCGAGACCCAAGGUGGAGGAGAGGAGGGCACUACAAAGCCCUCUGGAGCCCUCAAUGAAGCGAAUCAAGACGGGUUUGGUGGCGUACGCUGGCGACUCCUCUGAUGAAGAGGAAGACCACUCUAACCCCAAACCCACGGGGACAGGUAACGCUGGGGCAGUUCCCCCUAUCCCCACCUCUUCAGGCUGGAUACAGGGGUACCGCUGCCCCCCUCCACUGCCCCCACGUGCCAAAGCACAGGCACAGCAAAAGCCCAUGCCUUUCUGGAUGGCGCCCUAAUUCAGGCCGGAGCCCCUCCCAGAUUCGGAAGCCCCGGUGCUGUGUACGCCCAGUUCUGUAGGACGUUGACGACAUCUCCUCCCAGCGCCAACCACCUGGCCCUUGGUUUUCUUCCAUCUCACAGAUGACGUUCCACCAACAACUCCUCGUUUUCUCAGCAUCAGAGGAAGAAAGUUGAUCGCCCAGGUCUGAAUAAAUAGAACUUGAUGUUAUUAAACCAACACGCCAGUGUUUGGUAUGUGCGCAUGCUUUAUUUUAAAGACGGUGGACAUUUUCAAGGUUGAUAUCCCCGAACUACUUGUGGAUUCACAGAUGAACAGUUAUGCGAUACUCCUGCCAUUUUUUAAUUUGGUUUGGAAUGACGUCCAUUCCAGAGGAACUCUUUAAGGAGGGGAAAAAGUUGCAAAGACAGGCUACUGGAUAAACAUGUCAACCGCUCUUGCUUUCUCAUCUCGUUUUCCUUCCUGUCCGAAUCGGCGAUACCUUCCUUUGGUAUUCGUAACUUUUUUGUACAGAUCAUUUUGGACUCCAGUGUAGUUGACCAGCUGACUUACUUCAUGCUUUUGUGUAAUAAACUUAAUUUAUUGCUGUAUUAGUCAUUGUCUGGUGAGAAGUGAGCCCCGCCGUUGUAUGAAAAUAGAUGCAAGUCAUCUCCGAGGUCCCACGUAGCCACGGAAAGCCUAAAGCUCUACAUGAGCCAAGUUUCUAAUAUGGUCUACACAUAACAGAGCCGCCGGUCACGUCACUAAU